AUGGUUAAAAUUCUACUUGACCUCUCAUGUCAACGAACACCUUUGUUAAUUCGGAAGAAGCGUAACUUUCAAGAUCCCAAAAAUAAGAAAGAAGUGCUGGCCAUUAGCAAAGAAUGUGUAUCUCAAGUUAAGAAUUUAGAAUCUGAUAACGACAAAUGGCUUUUCAUUUGUGAUAAACUAGGCGACAAAUUUGUGGAGGUCAAUCCACCUAAACUUGAUCCUAAAAUCUACAAAUAUAAUAAGCAAUAUAAGAAGCUCAUGUUAAUACUUGAUAGAAAUGAGCACGGAUAUCCUUGUGACAAACUUUUGACCACUAUUGGUAAAACUUUAGAACAGGUUCCAAAAUGUCUUGCAAGUGUCAAAGAGAAAAUCAAGAACCAUAUCAAAUGGAGCCAUGAUAAGGCUUUGAACAGAAAGAUGAAAUGGUGGGAACAAAACUAUGCAACCAACUCUAAACAUCUGAGAAAGAAAAUUUACAAAACGUCAUCACCACCAUACAAAUUAUCUAUCGACGGAACUGAAAUUAGUGACCCCAAUGAAGUUGCCAAUGUGAUCAAGGACAAAUAUCAACAAAACCUCAACUUUAGAGGAAGAAAUCAUCAAAUUGACAUUACCAAGUUUUUCAAGUACAAACAUCCAUUAAUUGAUAAUUGCAAUGACAAAAUACUCGGUAGAAUUACCACGGAAGAGAAAGAAUGGAUAAUUCAGAAUUUGAAAUCCACAGCACCCAAUGAACUAGGUUUAAGACAAAAAACUAUCAAAUACAUGUGUAAGGAAUUACAGGAGGAAAUUUUUCAAAUUAUUGAAAAUAUCAUUACAACUGGAUUUACUCCUGAAUCUAUGCAAAGUGUCAGCAUUCUCCCAAUUCACAAAAAGAAUAAGGACCACUCAAACCCUGCUAACUAUAGACCUAUUACCCUUAUGGACUCAGGACUUAAAAUAGCUACUAAAUUAAUCACCAAAAGAUUGAAGGAAGUGUUAAAGGGAAGAUUAUCAUUAGCUCAAUUUGGUGGUGAAGACGGCAGAGAAACUAUUCACAGAGUCCUUUCAAUUUACAAUAUGAUUGCUUGGGCAAAAAAGGACAAGAAACCUUUUUAUGGGAUUGAUGAAAUUACUGCUGAUGGAAUUCUGGAAAUAUUAGGUGAAUCUACGACAAAGUUUGUUAUACCUAAUGGUAAAUCUGAAUGUUUCAAUGUGAAAGAUGGAUUGAAACAAGGCGACACCUUCUCUCCCCUUGCAUUCAAAAUUGCGCUUGAGCCUCUCUUACAAUUUUUAGAAAUAACAUAUAAUGGUGCUAGUGUUGCAAAUUAUUGGAACAUUAGUACAGGCGCAUGGAUUGAUGAUUUGAACUCAUUUUCCAACGAACUACCUGAUAUUGAAAAUUCUUUGCAUGACAUUGAAACCUAUCUUCAUGGCUAUCACAUGGAAUUAGAUCAUUCCAAAACUAACCUCUUCUCUGAUAAGGAAUGUAGUAUCAAGACAUUAUCUGGAAGUACGAUCAAAAGUAAUGAUUCUAUUAUUAUACUUGGUAAUAAUAUUACCAAUAAUACUGAGGAACAAAAGAAAUACACUACUUCAAUUAUUGAAGAAGUUAAAAGAAGAACUAACUCUAUUGGCUGGAAUUUUCCAAUACAGAACAUUGUCAAAAUUAUCAACACAGACAUUGUUCCGUAUGCACUGUACCACCUAAUUCCUCUUGCUAAUGACCAUCUAGAGAAACAAAUUGAUAAAUUCUUUCGCAACUUUAUAUGUGAAAGAUUAAGAACCAAGAGAAAAUUAGCUCUCGAGUGGUUUUACACUCAUCAAGACAAAGGUGGACUUGGAUUAAUUUCUGUUCAAGAAAUGAGUUACUCGGACCUAAUGUGUAAAGUCAGAAAGUUCCUUGAACAAUAUGAUAUUUGUCUUGGAUCUUCUACAAGAUUCCUUUGUGAACGAAUCAAACAGGAGCAUGGUUUUGACAUCCUCAAUGAUCCAAUCCCUACUUGGUAUAAACCAGACCCAUGGAUUCCUCAAUAUCUCAAGAGAAUAAUUUUCAUGAACAAAUCUUCCAAUAUUAGAUUGUGGCAUUCGAGUGACCAAUGGCAUGAAAAAACUCUCAUCCCUUAUGGAAAAUUCCCUAAAGGUUUAAGACAAUUCCUGCUCUAUAAAGAUUGGAACAGAUUAAGUAUGUGGGUUCCUGACCCUAAAAAUUUACAAGUGAAAUUACAUAAUGACAUCAAACAUUCCAAUCAUGUCACCCAAAUUCGCAACAUUCUCAAUAGCAUGGAUUUUGGAAAAAUCAAAAACGAAAGCAAAUACUACAAAUAUGUUGGUAACAACACAUCCAUGUCAAACCUCUUGAACAAAGCUACACUAAUUGGUACUGACGGAUCGUGUAACAAUAAUAUUGCUGGAUACGGUAUUGUAACUGAUCAGAAUGUUUCCAUCUCAAGUCACACCUUAGGACAAGGAACUUCCUACAACAGUGAAGUUCAAGCGCUCCACACAGUUGUUAGAUUGCUAGAUAACAACACUCCUAGAACAAUAGUCAUAGAUGCGAAAAGUAUUUAUGACCAACUUUUCCAAUUCAGAAAAUCUAGAGAUCCUUAUGUUGAAGAAAUUCGUAAUUAUUUAAAAAUGAAGGAUCAGAUCAAAAUUAUGCAUGUUAAUAGUCAUACAGGUAAACAAGAUAUCUAUAGCCGCAUAAAUGAAUUAGCAGAUAGGGCUGCUAAGAAAGGUGCUGAUUGUAACAAUAUUCUUACUAAUAUUCCAUCCAAUAAUUGGUAUAUUAUUAUCAACAAUGUAUUAUACACUCAAAACACUAGACAAACAAUGUACAAACUUCUAUUUCAACGCCUCCACAAAAGAACAUAUACGCCAAAGAACCUUCCUCCCAAGAACAGAAAGUUCACCAACAUUUACCCCUCAAUAGGAAUCGGUUUCAGAACCUUAAAUCUAAUAUUUAAAAUUAGAGUGAACGUGAUGAAGACUUUGGAAAAUUUAAACAAGAUAUCCAAGACGAACUUGCUAUGUCCUUGCUGUAGUAGAGAGACAAUGCAACACAUUAUUUUUGAAUGUAAAUACUAUAGUGAUAUAAGAAAAGAAAUGUUUAGGAAUUUAUAUAAUAUCUCAAUAUAUGCAAAGAAUAACAAGAAGUUCUCCAAACGACUAUUGUACCUCAUCAAGACUAAACAAGAUAUCCAUAGCCUAACAGGUGCUAAAGUUGGAUUGGGUAAGAAAUGGGACAAAGUAUUUACUAAGGAAGCUUAUCGAUCUAUUACUAAAAUGUGGAUGAAACGAAAUCAUUUUUUCAUGGAAGAAUUGAAACUCACCUGGAAUGAAUUUGAACAACAAUACGAUUUUAAUCCCAAUUUCAUUGAUUUGAACAAGUUUAAACUAUACAUGAAAUACCCACGACCAUGA
Molecule: messenger RNA, 3402 nt
Organism: Naegleria fowleri
Lineage: Eukaryota; Heterolobosea; Eutetramitea; Acrasida; Naegleriidae
Exons: 2
Coding region: 1-3402 (1133 amino acids)
Molecular function (GO): RNA-DNA hybrid ribonuclease activity; nucleic acid binding
Source: RefSeq, a predicted model, not a curated record